AUGGCACCGCAUCAGAUCAUCCUCCUCUGCUCCUUGGCUUUGCCAGCUUGGGCUGGGAUUAACAUCCCAGCGCACGAGCGUCAGUGCGAUGGGGCCACAUGGGUAUGCAGAAUCGUCUGCAGUCAAGGCAUGCUCGGAGGCAAAGGCCAGAAAGCAAACUGGUGCGUCGCAAAGCAUUGCACCAGGCAAAAAGCCGUUGCUGCGAACAUGAUUGCGGCCGGCCAGGACUAUUGCUCCAAGAACACUUGCUUCAUCCAGGAGACCGAAGCGAUCGGCUUGUUGCAGAGGCCCCAGCAAGGCCGACUGGCUUUAACCCAGGUCAAUGCCACCACCGAUUGCCUUGACGAGAAGGCAGUGUGCGGCAAGUUCUGCGAUGGAUUGAACUCUCCCAAAGACUUCUGCAUGCCCAAGUGCCUCGACAAUGUGCAUGUCAUCGCAGAUGCCAUGAAGGAGUACUGUGAUGAAUGUGGUUCGCCACCGGACUACACGACCACCACAGAGAAGGAGUACAAGACAACAACGGAGAAGACCACGACCACGGAAGAGCCGACGACCACCACCGAGGAGCCCACGACCACGACCACGGAAGAGCCCACGACCACGACCGAGGAGCCCACGACAACAGAGAAGCAGUACAAGACGACAACGGAGGAGGAAGAGACCACCACCCCUGCGUAUCCUCCCAAGAAAGAUGACGAUGACGAUACCGACGACAAGAAGAACGACGACAAGGAUGGUCGCCGCCGCCGCAAGGACGACGGUCGCCGCCGCCGCAAGGAUGAC
Symbiodinium necroappetens is the source of this 783-nucleotide messenger RNA. The record is from the annotation of a GenBank genome assembly. NCBI's taxonomy places the organism in Eukaryota, Dinophyceae, Suessiales, Symbiodiniaceae.